Messenger RNA from Cucurbita maxima (winter squash), 2666 nucleotides. RefSeq names its product uridine-cytidine kinase C-like. Lineage: Eukaryota; Viridiplantae; Streptophyta; Magnoliopsida; Cucurbitales; Cucurbitaceae. The coding region runs from base 383 to 2371 and encodes 662 amino acids. The transcript is spliced from 12 exons. The record is from RefSeq and is a predicted model, not a curated record. Gene Ontology annotation, molecular function: ATP binding; kinase activity. Gene Ontology annotation, cellular component: cytoplasm.
UUUCCUCUCCUCUGAGAGUCCUUUUUUCUUGCUUUUCCUUGAAGAGCGUCUGCAGAUUCUCUGGAAUUCGCAGUUCCCAAAACUCAAAUAAAAGAAGAAACGGGAAAAGGGUAUCAAAAAAAUCCCACAAAUUCGAGCUUCUGCUUCUGUUCUAUACCAAGAAACUGGAGCCCGAAACGAAACAUUAUAUAACCGACCUUCCUUCCUUCCAGGAUGAAAUUUGCUACCAGCCUUAUGAACUGCGGCUGUGCUCACUUGUGACCCAUUGUGAUCACGAAACUCACUCUUAAACCGGUGAGUGCUUUCGAAUCAAAUGCCGAGAGAUGGAUAUUGGUUCUAUUAUCUGGCUGCAUUUUUGUGAGGGAAGUAGCACCCUAGCUUAAUGGCUCAAGAUCAUUCUAGUUGUGAAUCUCAUCAGAAACGAGCUGGUCUAUUAAAAGACCAAGUGAGGUUGUUUAAGAGGAAGGAUUCUGACCGCUAUGAAAUAGUUUCAAUCCAAGAUCCUUUGUCGUUUGAGAAAGGGUUCUUCAUAGUUAUUCGAGCCAGUCAGCUUCUAGCUCAGAAGAAUGAUGGAAUAAUAUUGGUUGGUUUAGCUGGUCCUUCUGGGGCUGGAAAAACUGUAUUUACAGAAAAGAUUAUGACCUUUAUGCCUAGUAUUGCUAUCAUAUCCAUGGAUGAUUACAAUGAUGCAAGCCGAAUUGUUGAUGGAAACUUCGAUGAUCCACGUUUGACUGACUACGACACCUUGCUCCAGAAUGUACAAGAUUUAAAAGCAGGGAAGCAAGUCCAGGUCCCAAUUUAUGAUUUCAAAUCCAGUUCCAGAGUUGGAUACAGGACCAUUGAGGCUCCCAGCUCAAGGAUUGUGAUCAUUGAAGGAAUUUAUGCUUUAAGUGAAAGGUUGAGGCCCCUAUUGGACCUUAGAGUAUCUGUUAGAGGUGGAGUGCACUUCGACCUUGUGAAGAGGGUGUUACGUGACAUCCAACGUGCUGGCCAAGAACCAGAAGAAAUUAUUCAUCAAAUCUCUGAAACAGUGUAUCCAAUGUACAAGGCUUUUAUCGAACCAGAUCUUGAAACUGCUCAUAUAAAAAUCAUCAACAAAUUUAAUCCCUUCACAGGAUUUCAAAGCCCCACAUACAUUCUGAAGUCAGCGAGAAAGAUAAGAGAAGAUCAAAUUAAGGCUGUGUUAUCUGAAGAUCAUAUAGAACAUAAAGAGCAGACAUAUGAUAUAUAUCUGUUGCCACCAGGUGAAGAUCCAGAGUCUUGUCAAUCAUAUCUAAGGAUGCGCAAUAAAGAAGGAAAAUACAGUCUCAUGUUUGAGGAAUGGGUUACUGAUAAUCCAUUUAUCAUAUCUCCAAGAAUAACUUUUGAGGUCAGUGUGCGGCUUCUAGGUGGGCUGAUGGCCUUAGGAUACACAAUAGCAACGAUUCUUAAAAGAAGCAGCCAUGUAUUCUCAGAUCAGAGAGUGUGUGUGAAAAUCGAUUGGCUGGAACAAUUAAACCGCCAGAAUGUUCAGGUACAGGGAAAAGAUCGUCUCGUCGUAAAACACGUAGCGGAGCAGCUGGGAUUGGAUGGUUCCUACAUUCCUCGUACCUAUAUUGAACAGAUUCAACUGGAAAAGCUUGUAAAUGAAGUCAUGGCUUUGCCUGAUGAUUUGAAGUCUAAACUCAGUCUUGACGAAGAUUUGGUUUCAAGCCCCAAAGAAGCACUCUCUAGAGCCUCUGCUGAUAGAGUUUCCUUGAGAAAUAGGAAUCUCAAAAGUGGCAUAUCUCGGUCAUAUACAACCCAAAGGGAGAAAAAGAUGACAGGAUAUGCUUCCAACCACCAGAGAUUUGUUGACAGAAACUCAGAGUCUCCGGCAAUGCUUGCAAACCAGGGAGCCAUGACUCAGCUUUCUGAGCAAAUUUCAUCACUAAAUGAUCGGAUGGAUGAGUUCACAACUCGAAUUGAGGAGUUGAAUUCAAAGUUGAGUUUCAAGAGGAAUUCACCCAGCCAACAGAACAUGAAUCUCCAAGCAGAAACGUGUAAUGGCUCUGUGCCAACUUCUUAUUUCGUGUCUGGGUUGGGUAAUGGUUCCUUGACUGGAUCCAUUAUGCCCAAUUCUUCAUCUUUCCCCCAGUUGGGCAAGGAAUCUCCUUUAAUGGAUGAGAUAUCAGGAAUUGCGAGGGGGCAACGACAAGUUAUGCACCAACUAGAUUGCCUGAGCAAUCUCGUCCGGGAACGCGAAAGCGGGACCGAAAGAUCUCGUCAAGUAAGAACAAAGAAGAAAACCAUAAUGCCUGAUCCUGAGCCUCUUACACUUCCUCUCCUGUUGACCAUAGCAGUUGGUGGUGUAGGAAUUUUCUUGUACAAGGGGCUCUUAAGACGUAACUGAUUCCCUCCCUCCCCUAUCCCUCAACUCAUUCAAUAGAUUAGAAGCUUUUCAUCAUUGUCUUCAGCUUCGGCUUCCACAAACUGUGUUGCAGUCAUCGCCCUUCGACACCGGAAGGACACAGACGACGAAUCAAUCUCGAUGAUUGAGAACAGUAUCGUUUAGAGAGAUUCUGAAAGCAGCAGAGAAAGUUUGAGCUUUCAAGAUCCUCUGAGUGUGUAAUAAACUACUUUUCAGUUUGUGGAGAUGCCUCAUUCAUUUCAGUUCAAUAACAUUUAUAUCUGCUUGCUUUUUGUUU